This is a messenger RNA of Sardina pilchardus (European sardine), 1737 nucleotides long. Its product is annotated as THAP domain-containing protein 1-like. Lineage: Eukaryota; Metazoa; Chordata; Actinopteri; Clupeiformes; Clupeidae. The record is from RefSeq and is a predicted model, not a curated record. The transcript has 2 exons. Bases 229 to 1245 code for a protein of 338 amino acids.
ACAAGAAAAAGCCAAGUUGUCCCUUCACAACUUCACACUAUUCGAUUCUUUGAUACGUAUUUCUGUAAAUUAUCGCUGAAGAUUUUAGAGACGGGUAGACAGAUUGGGCAUGACUUUCGAGUUUGUGGUAUCACUACAAUGUGUGUAACGUAGUUUCAUUUUGGUUGACUGGUCUUCAUCAAGGCGUGUUUUUCUUUGGCAGUUUAACCUUUCUGUUAAUGCUUUAACAUGCCUUGCUGUGUGGCAGUCAAAUGUUCAAAUAGGACGGGCGGCUCAUCUAAAAUCAGCUUCUUCAAAUUCCCUUUCCGUGACCCAGAACGGCUGAAGCAAUGGAUUCGCAACGUUAACAGAGUGGAUUGGUACCCAACUAAAUAUUCUUCCCUGUGUUCUGACCACUUUGCGCCAGACUGUUUCAAACCAAAUUUCAGAGCAGGCCUUACUGGCUAUGCAGUUCCAACCAUUUUUUACCCACGCCACAUUUCGAAGCCCAAGCCGCGGACGACCAGAAACAGUCUGAAUAUCAAAAUAAGCCAUCCCAGUGCUGGCGUACCAGCUGAAAUUCAUAUCGUCAACCAUGAUCAUGACUAUUUGAGUUUUGUUGUCAGGGCAGAUCCAGUUACAACUGAGGAACAAGUAGCCAUUAACGGCCAUCCGGUACCCCAAAACUCCCUUGGACUCCAAAACUCCCCUGGACGUCUACAGGCGCAACUCUUGAAUGUUAAAACUAAAUUAGUUUCUUCCAGAAGGACAGUGAGGAUUGAACAGCAGAGAGUGAGAAGACUGAGAAAAAAAGUGAAAUCUCUCUCCUCACUUGCAACUGAUUUGAAAAAGAAGUUGUUGUUUUCUAAUAGUUGUAAUGGUAUAAUGGAGGGUUCUUUCGGAGGAGUUGCCAAAGAAAUCCUUACCAGGUCCAAGUGUAAGAGUAAAUCUGCCGGUAUGUCUGAAGCUUUGAAAUCUUUUUCCACCACUCUCUAUGCUCUUUCUCCGAAAGCCUACCGGUUUGUCCGUCAGAGCUUUGAUAGCUUUCUGCCGCAUCCUACAACAGUCAAGACAUGGUGUAGACCUAACAGCAAAAAUGGAUCCAGUCCGAAGCCUGAUACCCAAGUCAGGGAGGACCCCAACUCUGGCUCGAACAUGGUUGUUGCUUCAGUAACACCCAACAGCAGCUCUGUGGAAACCUUUGCUGGACAGCCAACAGAUCCAAGUUGGGUUCUUAUACCGGCAUCUCAAAUGGCAAAUGGAUAAUGGGUCUUAUACGUUUUGGACAUAAUUUGAUCAGUUGUUAAGCUUUAUACUGACAAAUGCUAUAAUAGCAUGGACAUUUUAGGGCCGCACAGCUCUUGACAAGUCCAGUUUGGUGACUCAGUUAUUAACAUCUGUUGAAGUGCAUUCCUCACAAAGAUUCUGUUUGAACACUAGAGAAGUUGUAAGAUGAUUUACCUGUUUACAGAUACGUUACAAAGACUAGUUGGUCUUAUCUGAGAUGCCUUCAAACAAACAUUAAAUGCAUCAUCAUACGUUUUUUUUUUUUUUUUUAACUUUUUUCUUGCUUUUAAGUUACAGAAGUUGUAGCAUAGGUUUGCCUGCUGAUGCUAUAUGUCUCUGUUGAGACAGCCUUUCUCUCUUGUACAGUUGGUCCCACAUGCAACAGUUGCUCCAAAACUAGUUAGAUUGUUAUUCAUAUUGUAUGGCUGGAUAGAUAUGAUCAGUUCAUUUCCCAUGCAGAUACUUGCAGUA